AUGCAUCAUCCAGCACCCUCUUUCGACGCCGUCCGGCCGCGCCGCGAUGACUCGACCUCGGGCAACAACGACGACGAAAACCACGAUGGCCUCGAUGGUCACGCCAGCGGCUCUCGGCCCCUCUCGGCGUCGAGCAGCCAUCCUGUCCUCGCCUUUGACCCCACCGACUUUGACACCCGCAUCAAGCUUCCCUCGUCCUCGGCGGCAGCUCCCGGCCACGAGGCCUACGCCUUCAGCCCACCAGAGCCGCCGACCCAACGACAGCCGGGUCCGCAGCCUGAGCAAAGCGAUGACGAGGAAACGCGGUCGCCGCAAGCCUCGCGACGGACCGACGAGGACGAGCAGCUGGGACAGCUCAUCGCCCUCGACUUUGCAGAGCAGAGCGCCCCCCAGCACCAACCUCCCCCGCCACCGAGCCUGGACACUGAGCAGUUCCCCACCGAGCAGGACAGCGCCCCCCUCCAGACCCUGCCCGAGGGAAGACGGGUCAGCGGCUUUGAAGCACCGCCAGACGCCGGGGACAGCACCUCGGCGCCCCGAAAGCAGCAGCAGCAGCAGCAGCAGCAGCCGCAGGAGCAGCCGGAGCAGCCGGAGCAGCCGCGUUACCCGCAGAGGGCGACAUACUUCGAUACCGCCCAGCGCAGCCGAUCGAUUGCUGCUCUCGACCAGACAUCGCCCCGGCGAUCCGUCCAGUCUCCUGACGAAGAACCUUUCGGAGGCGGUCCCGCACCACCUCCAGCUUCCAGCGCGCGCCACCUCAGCACAGGCAGGUCUCCCGACUCGUACCAGGAGCCAGCGCCCUACGCCGGACCCGGCCUGGUCGGUCGGCAGCUCUCUGAACGACGGGCGCCCGCCGCCUACGCCCAGCCCGAGGACUGGACCUACGCCGGCCCUUCGAACUCGGCCUCGUUUCACUCGUCGGCUCCGGGCACCUCCGAUCGCCACCGCACGCCUCAGGAGCUUAAUGCCAAGUACGGCAGCAAGUACGUCCCCGUCACGGCCAACGAGCCCGUUCCCGAGAAGCCAGUCUGGAGCCUUGGAAGCACCCUGCCCCGAGUACGGAGGGCGCCCAAGUCGGUCAAAACCAUUGACCGGCAGUCAAGGCCACGUGUCGGAGCUUCGCAGUCGAGCGAGAACGCGAAAAGGCCGUUCAGCUGGCUCGGGCGCGGCAAGACCCUGGAAGAAGCCCGGUCCGUCUCCAAGCGCAGCGCCUCGGGAAACGAAGUCGGCUGCUCGGAGAGUGAAGAAGGCCACAACCGCAGCCACGACGAGUUGCGCGAUUCAGGACGUCUGCCCAGGGGACAGGCGCUAGCCACCCUCGGCAGCGCGGCCAGGCUCACUCAGGACGUCCGUAAGGGCUGGCACGACGAGGACCGCGCCGCAGGUUCGCAUGGCCCCCUCGAGCCUGGCAAGCGACCCGACGAUGGUGCCGCCGACCUGGCCGAGAUCGACGUGGACCGCUCGCUGAUGGCCUUGGCCCGGCACAGCCGUCCGUCAGUGCCCUUUGACGAAAAUGACCGCCGCGAAGGACAGCACGGUCCCCCCCAUGGCGACGACAAGGCGGGCCGUCGACUUCGUGAGGCGCGGCAGAGGCUGCUACAGGAGGCCGACGAGAUCCAGGCGCGCAGCGCGGGAGAUGCUCGCAAAGACAUCCUCACCGACGAGGCGGUCCAUCAGGACGAGGAGGGUGAUCCUGUCCCGAUCAAGGAGGGCUCGACCAGCAGGGCCGAUCACGUCCAGCGCCGGCAGUCGCAGCCCGGCUCUGCCCAGAGGCGCUCAGGCAGCCACGGCCAGAGCGGGCUUGGCACACGCGGCGCUGGCGGAGGAGGCGGGGCAGGCAACGGCGGCGACAACGACUCAAAGCUGCCCGAGAACUCGUCGAGCAUGGACCAGACCCGGCAUCCAGGCCUCUCAGGCGCCCGACCGCCACCCCGGGGCAGGACAGCCGGUGGACCCGCCGUCGGGGUCGGCACCCGGCACGCCUCGAACGUCAGCGCCAGCGCGCAGCACCACGAGGCGCCGCAGCUUCAGCGCAGUGCCUCCUCCCACAUGUCUGCGAGGACGCGGCGGUCGUCGCACCCGACGUCGCUCCGGCGGCGAGGGCAUCCUCCGGCGUCGCAGGCUGGUCGCGACCUAGGUGGCCGAGCCGAUGACCAGUCGACGGACCCGGCACAGGGCGACGACCAGCUGCGCAAGUCGACCUCGUCAUCCCAGCCGACCACCGACGACGGCCGCAUCGGCCACAUCGAGGCGCGCCAGGCGGCGGGUCCCAGGAAGAGCGACGAGGAAGGCGGACGUCGCAGCGGCGGUGGCGGCGGUGGCGGCGGCGAAGACACGCGGACUGCCUGGAUGCAGAACAGCAUGGGUCGCCAGUCGGCGUCGAGCGACGUGACCGCCACCAACAGCGACAGCCAGUAUCGGCUCCACGACGACGACGACGACGACGACGACGAUGGUGCCGGGCGGUUCCAGCGCAGGGCAAGCGAGACGUACGACGCCGUCGACGACCUGCAGCGGAUCGCCUUUCCGAACCUGUGGAGCAAGUGGCGCUUCUACUCGCGCGAGUUUCUGGCCGAGCUCGUGGCGAGCGUGCUGCUGCUCGUCAUCGGCACGGGCGUCAACUGCCAGGUGCGCCUGUCGGCCGCCAUGAACUCGACGGGCGGCAGCUACACGUCGCAAAACACGGCGUGGGGGCUCGCCAUCAUGUCGUCCAUCUACCUCAGCGGCGGCCGCAGCGGCGCCCACGUCAACCCGGCCAUCACGCUGACGCUCGCCGUCUACCGCGGCUUCCCGUGGAAGCAGGUGCCGGUCUACUGGUCGGCGCAGCUGUUGGGCGCCUUUAUCGGCGCCGCCAUCACCUACAGCCUCUACCUGCCCGCCCUCAACGAGUACGAGGGCGGACCCGACGUCCGCACCUUGACCGGCGACCACGGCUCCGGCGAGCUCUUUGUCACGGUGCCUCAGAUUGUCACCACCGUCGCCUCGGGCUUCGGGACGGAGCUGGUGGCCACCACCAUCCUCACCGUCAUGGUGCUGGCCGUCGGCGACGAGACCAACGCGCCGCCCGGAGACGGCAUGACGGCCGUCGUCCUCGGCCUCGUCCUCAUCAUGGGCAACAUGGCCUUGGGCUGGUCGACGGGCUUUGCCGUCUCGCCGUCGAGGGACCUCGGCCCGCGCAUCCUGCUGGCGUGUCUCGGCUACGGCCGCGAGAUCUGGACGCACAACUCUUCCUGGUGGCUGUACGGCCCGCAGGCCGGCUGCUUUGCCGGCGCCAUCCUCGGCGGCCUCAUCUACGACCUCACCAUUUUCACUGGCGGCGAGUCGCCCAUCAACUAUACCAGAGAGGCGUGGCAGGAUGCGACGCCCAGCCGCCUCGUCCGGCCGCUCCAGGAGGCAGUGGCCCGGUCGCAGCGGCAGAAGGCGUGGAGAGCCAGCGGCCAAGGCGACGACGACGGCGACGACGACGGCGACGACGGCAGCAGCUUCGGCCGCGGCCAGGGCAACGGGACGUCGGACGGCCGUGGGCGCGCCAGGUUCGGCGGGCUGUUCUCGAAGCGCGUCAUGGGUGGCCGAGCGGCAAAGGAGGAGGCGGACCGGCUGGCGAACAAGGUGCGCGACGGCGGCGGUGGCAGCAGCCGUGCCAGCUCGGCAGCGUCCAGCCUCUCUUCCGGGCGCGGCGGCGGUGACCCCGCCCCGCAGCGCCAGCUCGAUGUGCGGCCCGGCCAAGGCGGCAAUGACUGGCCUACCUCGCAGCACAGCGCCAGCAUGCUCGAGCUGCAGGAGCGCGGUGGCGUCGAUGUCGGUGGUGGUGGUCGUCGGUGA
Messenger RNA from Pseudozyma flocculosa PF-1, 3822 nucleotides. RefSeq lists its product as uncharacterized. Gene Ontology annotation, biological process: glycerol transmembrane transport; water transport. Lineage: Eukaryota; Fungi; Basidiomycota; Ustilaginomycetes; Ustilaginales; Ustilaginaceae. Gene Ontology annotation, cellular component: plasma membrane. The record is from RefSeq and is a predicted model, not a curated record. The coding region runs from base 1 to 3822 and encodes 1273 amino acids. Gene Ontology annotation, molecular function: water channel activity; glycerol channel activity. The transcript has a single exon.